GGAGGGCAGCAGAACAAUGUCCACGCUGCUGCUGCUGCACCAGAAAGAAGAAGCAGCAGCAGCUAGCAGCGCUCGGGUCGCGACCGUCACAAACGAGACGCGUUCAGGCGAUUAGAAGUGACGCUCCACCUUGCAAUGUUUACACCGCCAGCCUCCACUUUCUCAUUAGACGCGCGGCAGCUGCAAUGAAGGUGUCGUUUUCUUUCCGUAACCUCCGUUAGCUCGAGCAGCUUCAUGUCGCGUUACGGGGCCCGUGCUCGGUAGCUAAACACUGUCACGUAACCUCGACUUCAUUGUAACUUUAAGCUUGAAAUUAAUCGGUGUUUUGACAGUUCUAGCCGUCUGCUCUUCCUGUCUGCAUGGCAGGGGCCUCGUCCAUGUGGGCUUCAUGCUGUGGUCUGCUGAAUGAAGUCAUGGGUACUGGGGCCGUCAGAGGCCAGCAGCCAGGGUUUGGGGCCGGUGCUGGACCCUUCAGAUUUGCUCCCAGUGCGGGGUACUCUACAUACCCGCCCACCAGCUCAGGGACCCCCAGUCUUGUAUGCAAGGGCUGUGGUCAUACCUUCUCCGUAUUUAAGAGGAAGUAUAUUUGCUGCGACUGCAAGAAGAGCUUCUGCUCUCUGUGCUCUGUGCUUCAGGAGAAUCGGCGCAUUUGUGCCACAUGCCAUUUGCUGAAAGCAACAGCCUUUCAGCGGCCGCGGCUCAUGCGCCUACGAGUCAGGGACCUGCGUCAGUACUUGCUGCUUCGUAACAUCCCAACCGAUACCUGCAGGGAAAAAGAAGACCUGGUGAACUUGGUGCUCUGUCACCAAGGCAUAGAGGAAGAGGAGGAACCUGACAUGAGCAGCCUCCACUCGCGCUCCCUGUAUACGCCGACUCCUUCUACCACACAGUCGGCCUCAGAGCUGUCUGCAUUCGUCACCUCCCAGGAGGAGCAGCAGCUCAGCAGGAGUGAUAGCUCCGAUACAAGCUUCAGGGAUGUAGGUGAUGCCACUUCUGUGUCUCUCCUCAACUUGGACGCGAGUGAACACACCACUGAGGUCAGUCCUCAGACACGACGUCGGGCCAGAGCGUCUCUCUCAGACCUUUCCAGUUUGGGGGACAUCGAGGGCCUUUCUGUCAGGCAGCUGAAGGAGAUCCUCGCCAGGAACUUCGUAAACUAUUCAGGGUGCUGCGAGAAGUGGGAGCUGGUGGAGCGUGUCAACAGACUGUACAGAGAGACGGAGGAGAACAGGAAAUCAUUGGAAAAUGUGAGCACUACUGUAACCACAGACGGUAAAAAGGGUCCGCUGACGGUCCAAGAGGACAACCUCUGCAGGAUCUGCAUGGACUCGAUGAUCGACUGCGUCCUCCUGGAGUGUGGUCACAUGGUCACCUGCACCAAGUGCGGCAAAAGGAUGAACGAGUGCCCGAUCUGCAGGCAGUACGUUGUGAGGGCCGUGCACGUCUUCAAGUCCUAAUGCAUCACUGCAAUGAAGCUCCGACUGAAACAGCACCUUACAUCAACCAUGCAGCUCAUAACCUUUGGAUCCCCAAAAGGGCUUAUUUUGUGGACGCUCUAUGUUUGUAUUCCCAACAACUCUCACAUUAUUUGCACAUUGAAAUAUUCUGACAAAUGUGUUUUUCUGAAGAAAUUGUCUUCGGUUUCAUCAGUGGACAGAGCGGAGGAGCCUAUAGGUCAACUCUCAAGUAAACAUAUCUCUGAUCUGUUCAUCUGUUUUUACUUUUCUUGCAUAUUUUUCAAAGCAAAGAAUGUGUGGCACUCAGCCUGUACAGUCUUUUUAAACACAACUCGUCACCCUCAGAUCUGCCUAUAAACUGUAGCUUCAGAGCAUCUCUCUUUACAACCGUCACUGCGAGUGACUACAUGACAUAUCUUAGUAAACCUCAACAACAAGGUGCCAAAUAAUGGAUCAUCAUGCUCUUUUGCUUCUACCCCCCCGCCCCCCAGCAGAAAGCUCCUUGUUCACACUGUGUUCAUGCACCACUGCUGAGGGAGAACAUAAUGUACUUAUUCUUGAAUGCUCUGAAUAGUCAGUGGAAAAAGUGAAUAAGUAAUCACUGAGCUUGUUUUCUUUUUCAAGUUAAACUUGCCCACAAAUGAGCAGGUGCUUUGCCUUUGCUACUCAAGGAUAUUGCUGAUUUAUGAAGUCAAUGAGUUAUUAAUUAUAUUCACUUAUUUGUUAUACAAGCGCAUAUUGUCAUGCAUUGCACAUUACAAUGGUCAUUCAAAGUUUUGUCAUAGCAAUAGCUAACCUCCACUCUCACUUCAGUUGAGACAAAAGACAAACGGUGCUAACUCAUCCAACCAUCUUCUGUGUUUUCCAGCUGAACUGUGGAUGUGAAACUCUGAAUGUUUAUUUUAUUUAUUUUAGUUGUAUAUUGUUGGGAUUGAAAUGAAGUGACUUCAUGCUU
Cyclopterus lumpus (lumpfish) is the source of this 2412-nucleotide messenger RNA. RefSeq names its product ring finger protein 34a (gene rnf34a). Gene Ontology annotation, cellular component: plasma membrane; cytoplasm. NCBI's taxonomy places the organism in Eukaryota, Metazoa, Chordata, Actinopteri, Perciformes, Cyclopteridae. Gene Ontology annotation, biological process: protein K48-linked ubiquitination; negative regulation of extrinsic apoptotic signaling pathway via death domain receptors; proteasome-mediated ubiquitin-dependent protein catabolic process. The record is from RefSeq and is a predicted model, not a curated record. The transcript has 8 exons. Gene Ontology annotation, molecular function: ubiquitin protein ligase activity. Bases 360 to 1457 code for a protein of 365 amino acids.